Messenger RNA from Rhopalosiphum padi (bird cherry-oat aphid), 1835 nucleotides. RefSeq names its product ceramide-1-phosphate transfer protein. Gene Ontology annotation, biological process: intermembrane lipid transfer; ceramide transport. Gene Ontology annotation, molecular function: ceramide 1-phosphate transfer activity; ceramide 1-phosphate binding. The record is from RefSeq and is a predicted model, not a curated record. Lineage: Eukaryota; Metazoa; Arthropoda; Insecta; Hemiptera; Aphididae. Gene Ontology annotation, cellular component: cytosol; membrane; cytoplasm. Bases 398 to 1006 code for a protein of 202 amino acids. The transcript is spliced from 4 exons.
CAAUAACAAUAACAAUACAAUGUUUUUAUUAUUGUUAUUAUACUCGAAAAAACAACGCCGGGUGAUAGGUACCUACGUAGAUGAUUUUAGUGAAUGUGUUACGGACUCGGCGAUAAUCACAUGCAAAAACGAUAAAGUUAAUACUGUACUGUGAACCGAUGCCUGAUUGGCAAUUAACAUAAGUAUAUAACCUAUAACCACUUCUAACACUUGUCGCUAAAUCGCAGUAAUUGCACGUCUUUUCAGAGACAUUUUCCGUGACUUCCGUAGACGAUUUAAAAUAAUAUAGUAAUCAUUUUUCGUCAAAGCGGUGGUCAGCGGAUUAGCACGCUUCCAGUUAUCACAUUCAGUAAAUCAUAAUUGUGGGUAAUUAAUAUUGAUCAAUAUUGGUGGUAAGAUGUUUAGCGUGGCGGCCGUUCAUAGUGCGUUUCAAGAAGCUCUAGUCCAGGACGAGGAUGUUGGCGUGAAAAACUAUGUGUUGGCCUAUCAGGAACUUUGCAAAUUCUGUUCCCAGCUGGGGGGCUUGUUCAGUUUCGUUGUCAACGAUCUAGAGGAUAAGAUCGGAUGCCUAAAUAAUCUAGUAACUGAAGACGAACAACAUUUUUCCACUGUACAAAAUAUGUUAAACCAUGAGAUUUCCAAUGAAUUGGUGUUUUCUGGUCGUUCUGGCUCUGUUACGUUGUUAAGAUUGCAUCGCGGUCUUGAAUUCAUUAUUUUAUUCAUGUCUAAACUGCUUCAACUUCAACCUAAUGAUAGCACAAGAAGCUCAGCUCAAGAAGCAUAUAGCCAAACAUUGGCUAAACAUCACACCUGGCUUAUAAGGAAUGGUGCUUUGUUUGCCAUGAAUUUCUUACCCUGUCAAAGAGUCUUGUAUAAUCAAACUAUUGGCAAUACUUCUAUAGAAGAAACUUUGAAUUCAAUGCCUGAAAUGAUUUCCAAGGCUUCUAUGGUACAUAAAAGAGUGAACAAUCUACUUUCAGACUAUGAAAUUCUGAAUAUACCAUGAAAACAUUCAAAUUGACUGUGCUAUAAAGUACUUAGUUUCUUGGUACUAUUUUAAAUUCAUAUAUCAGAUACUUUGUAUGAUCUUUAUUGAAAAGUAUACAUAGUAAUAAUUCCUAUUGGUUAGCUAUUAUUUGAAAACAUUUUAGUAAAUGUAAUUGUGUAUUUCCUUGGUCAUUAUGGGAUAAUUCUAGCUUUACAUUUCUAUUAUUUAUUUAUUUUAUUGCAUUUAUUAUAGCAACUCGUAUGUUAUACCUGGAAUUACCUAUUUAAAAAUGUGAAGUAAGUAUUCAAUUUCUGGUAAAAACACUACAAACUAUUCUCAUCAUGAACAGCUUAUCAAACUAUUUAUUAAUUUUAGUACACCUAAAUUUUCAACAUAUGAAAUAAUAAAAUAUAUCUGGUUUCCAUUAAAAAAAAAAAUUGUAAAUGUUCAUGAUAGAAAGCUUAUGUAAUUUCAUAAUGACCAAAAAAAAAAAAUUAUUAUUUACGAUCAUUAAAGAUAAUUAUUAUAAUAUUAAUAUUUUGCUCAAUCAACUAAAAAAAUCUAAUAUCAGAUUAAUAAUUAUAAUCAUAAUUGUAUACAUUAAGUCUUACAUUUUAAUAGUUGAUAUUUAGUUUAAAAAUUAAUAAAUAUUGAAACGAUUUAAAAAAAAAAAUGAAACCAUAUUACUUACAUACUGUAUUAAUAUACAUAGUCUCAAAUGUAUUUAUGGACCUAUUAUAUUUUUAUAAAUCCUGAUUUAUUAUUAUUUAAUAUUUUGUUUCUAAUAAUAUUAUAUUAGUUGUUUUAUUUAUAUUCUGAUUAUAUUUAUUUAUAUGUUAUUCUGUAA